UCUCUGCAGAGACACCAUCACAACCUUUGACCUUUCUGAGCAAAUGAGAAGGAAGAACAGAGGCCUGGAGGUUUACGGAGACGUCCUUUGUAAGAGAUCAUUUAGCAGGCGGUGCCCUGUUCCAAGUGCACCUCUCCUUUGUUGCUCGCCUCAGAGCUGUUUUGAAAUAUGUGCAAAUUGUCAGGUUAUCUAACUGCAGCUAACUAUCCAAAAGAUUUCCUCCCACGGUUAUAAGAAAAGGUGCUUAAGAGAGAAGCACAAUCCAGCCUGUGUUGAAACUCACUCCCAGAGGACUUUGUUUCUACAGCUCUCCAGCCUGAGCAGAGAGCAGCGGUGGCUCCCAGGACUCAGAGGCAAAAGCAGAGAGCAAGCUUCCAAAGCCAUGACGAAGACAACCACUUGCAUCUAUCACUUCCUUGUUUUGAACUGGUACAUCUUCCUCAAUUGCUACAUCCCACAUAUUGGAAAGGACAGUGAGAAGUUAAAGGAAUUCCAUGAUGGCGGACGGUCGAAGUACUUGACUCUCCUUAAUCUGCUCUUGCAGGCCAUUUUCUUUGGGGUCGCCUGCCUGGAUGAUGUGCUGAAAAGAAUCAGAGGAAGGAAAGACGUCAAGUUCAUCACAUCCUUCAGAGACCUGCUGUUUACCACCUUGGCUUUUCCUGUAUCCACAUUUGUAUUUUUGGUAUUCUGGGGCCUCUUUUUCUAUGAUCGAAGCCUCGUUUACCCCAAAGGCUUGGAUGAUUUCUUUCCAGCAUGGGUGAACCACGCAAUGCAUACCUCCAUAUUCCCCUUUUCACUGAUGGAAACCAUUCUCCGACCACACCGCUACCCACCGAAGAAGCUAGGCCUCUCCUUGUUGGGUGCUUGUAACCUUGCCUACAUUAUCAGGGUCCUGUGGCGCUACUCUCAGACCGGAAACUGGGUGUACCCUGUGUUUGCCUCCCUCAACCCACUGGGUAUUAUCAUCUUCUUCUCGGCCAGUUACAUCCUGAGUGCCGGCAUCUACUUGCUUGGAGAGAAGAUCAAUCACUGGAAAUGGGGUACCACAGUGAAGCCAGGGAUGAAGAAGAAGUGACUACACACUAUUUUCCAAGAGCCAUGGAAGAAGAAACAUAAGAACUGGUCAUCUUUCUAUUAUUCUCAUUAUUAUUAUUUCUUUGGGGAUCGGUGGUGGAAUAGCAUGGGGAGAUAUAAAAGACAGAGAAUGAUGCAUAAGUUUAAUAAAGCCUAUGAAGGGAGCUUCA
Arvicola amphibius (Eurasian water vole) is the source of this 1244-nucleotide messenger RNA. It is a transcript of the gene Adtrp, whose product is annotated as androgen dependent TFPI regulating protein. The transcript is spliced from 6 exons. Gene Ontology annotation, cellular component: endomembrane system; membrane. The record is from RefSeq and is a predicted model, not a curated record. NCBI's taxonomy places the organism in Eukaryota, Metazoa, Chordata, Mammalia, Rodentia, Cricetidae. The coding region runs from base 383 to 1075 and encodes 230 amino acids.